GCCUGGAAGCCGCCGAGCAGGAAGCGGAGCGGGGAAGCAGGCGGAGGCCCUGCAUGGGGUCGGCAUGGCUGGGUCCGGCUGGGCCCCUCCGCACCUGGAGGACUUCAUCCUGACCGAGCGCCUGGGCAGCGGCACCUACGCCACCGUCUUCAAAGCCUACAGGAAAAAGAACGCCCGGGAGGUGGUAGCCGUCAAGUGCGUCAGCAAGAAGACCCUCAACAAGGCGUCCGUGGAGAACCUGUUGACGGAAAUCGAGAUCCUCAAAACCGUUCGCCAUCCGCACAUUGUGGAGCUGAAGGACUUCCAGUGGGACAAAGAAAACAUCUACCUGAUCAUGGAGUUUUGCGCUGGAGGGGACCUGUCCCGUUUCAUCCACACCCGAAGGAUACUCCCUGAGAAGGUGGCGCGCAUCUUUCUGCAGCAGCUUGCUUGUGCCUUGAAGUUUCUACACGAAAGGAACAUCUCCCAUUUGGAUCUCAAACCUCAGAAUAUCCUGCUCGGCUCCCUUCAUAAGCCUCAUCUCAAACUAGCAGAUUUUUAGUUGCACUGUAUAUGUCCCCCCUGGAGGCCCGAUAUGCACGUUCUCGAGGAAUUUCCAGCCGCUUCCAUGGCUCCAGAGAUGGUCUGCGGCAAAUUGCCUACGGCAGCCGGUGUGGAUCUGUGGUCUGUAGGGGUGAUUCUCUAUGAGGCCCUGUUCGGGAGACCCCCCUUUGCUUCAAAGUCGUUCACCGAGCUGGAGGACAAGAUCCGCAGCGACCAGCCCAUCGAGGACUCCCCCACCCGCCCGCGGCUCUCGCCGGAGUGCCGGGACCUCCUGCAACGCCUCCUGAAGCGGGACCCCCAGCAGCGCAUCUCCUUCCAGGAGUUUUUCGCCCACCCUUUCGUGGACAUGGAGCACAUGCCCAGCGCCGACAGUCUGGACAAAGCAACUUUGCUUGUCACGGAAGCGGUGAAGAAGGACCAAGAAGGGAACUAUCCGACCGCCCUGUCGCUCUAUUCGAAGGCCUUGGAAUAUUUCGUCCCACAUCUGGCGUAUGAAGUGGAUGCCCGCAGGAAGGAAGCGAUCAGGGCUAAGGUGAGCCAGUACAUCUCGCGGGCCGAGCAGCUCAAGGUCCUGGUGGCCUCCAGUAACAAAGUUCUCCUGCAGCAGGGACAUCCUGAAAGGGACAUCCUAAAAGAGAUGUCGAAGAGCAAGCCUCGUCUUUACGCAGCGUUGGAAGUGGCGGCGGCGGCUGUGGCGAAGGAGGAGGAAGGCGGCGACGACGGCGACACGCUCGAGUUGUACCAGCAGGGCCUGGGGGAACUCUUGCUCAUGUUAGCAGCUGAGCCUGCAGGCCGAAGAAGGGAGUUGCUGCAUGCAGAGGUCCAAACUCUGAUGGGGCGAGCGGAGUACCUCAAAGAACAGAUAAAGAUGAAGGAGUCACGACUGGAAGCGGAAGCCAUCGGCAAGGACGAGCUGCCAGAUUCCGUGCGGAGCUGUGAGUGUGAAGCUGGUCGUGGCCGAGUUUGUAGCUUCCUGCUAACUGGCCGUUUUGCACCCAAGCGUAGGAUUAGGGUUAGGGGCAAGAGCCGACCUUUAACUUGCUAGGAAACUUCCCAGAGGACUGUGGGUGGCUGGGAGCAAGCUGAGCAGAGCCGUAACGGCAUCCGGCAAUAUUAACGGAUGCUUAAG
Sphaerodactylus townsendi is the source of this 1672-nucleotide messenger RNA. RefSeq names its product unc-51 like kinase 3 (gene ULK3). Gene Ontology annotation, molecular function: protein serine/threonine kinase activity; ATP binding. Gene Ontology annotation, cellular component: autophagosome; cytoplasm. NCBI's taxonomy places the organism in Eukaryota, Metazoa, Chordata, Lepidosauria, Squamata, Sphaerodactylidae. The record is from RefSeq and is a predicted model, not a curated record. Gene Ontology annotation, biological process: autophagy; protein autophosphorylation; autophagosome organization.